UCUUUUACAUUUAUGCGACGCGCACAACAGAGCAGCUAUGGCGAGCGGUAAAAGGAGUGCGCUACUUUCUUCUUUAGCAGCUUAUGGAGAGUCCGAACCCGACUCAGACUCGGACUCAGAUGGAUCAGAGAACCGGGUAGGAAGCCUGGUCUACGGCUACGGUGAGGAUGGAGAGGAGAUGAACAAGACCGAGGAAGCAGUGGACAAAGUUUCUCCCGAUGAAGACAGCGGAGGAAGCAACUCGGAGAUGGAAGAAUCUGACGAGGGGAGGGACGCGAAUGAUGUGGAGGUGACGGAAGCCGAAACCAGGGAUCCUAAUGAACUAGUUGCCCUGUUCUCAGAGAAGGUGAGGAACAUGUCUCCAGAUGAAAUCCACAUCCCUCCUCAGCCACCCGGACGCUGCUCCUCCCAACUCCAGGAAAAGAUCCACAAGCUGUAUGAGAGAAAGCUCCAUGGAAACUUCGACACAAACAGCCACAUUCAGAAGAAGAAAGAAUUCCGAAAUCCCAGCAUCUACGAAAAGCUCAUUCAAUUCUGCAGCAUAGACGAACUGGGAACCAACUACCCAAAAGACAUGUUCGAUCCGCACGGGUGGUCGGAAGAUUCCUUUUACGAAGCGCUAGCCAAAGCCCAGAAAGUGGAGAUGGACAAACUAGAAAAAGCUAAAAAGGAGCGUACCAAGAUCGAGUUUGUGACGGGGACAAAGAAAGGAACCAACGCCUCCAGUACCACGGCCCCCACCGCCAGCAGCACCAGCAGCACCACGGCUACAGAUGCGCAGAAGAGGAAAAGCAAAUGGGACUCUGCAAUACCCGUGACCCAGCCCACCAUCAUCACAACCUCUGCCACCCUUCCCGCUGUCGUCUCCGUGACAACCACCGCCAGCGGCACCAAAACUACCGUCAUCUCUGCCGUGGGCACCAUCGUCAAGAAGGCCAAGCAGUGAACAAAGCAGGGAGAGGGCCUUUCGAAUGGAAGAGACCUGCCUAUAGUUUAAUAUGGGACACACUCAAAUUUCGAAUUUCAGACAUUUCAUCUACAGACUUUUUUUGAAUUUUUCUACAACUUUGCAAGAACUUGGAAGUUUCAUCUAGAACUGGUUGUACCGAUUUCUUCACGGGCCCAUAUUAUGCUUUUCCUGGUCUAUGUUAUAAUGCCUCAUCACAAACAGACCUGGAGUUGUGUUUUGUUUCAUUCACACGUUUAACACACAAACCUUGCUUAUUUAGGCUGUGUUCUCAUCUUGAACUGAAAACACUGUCCUACUUUCUGAUGUCAUCUGGUGAUACAGGAAGUGUUCCACUGUGUUUUUAAACUCCAUAAAUCUUCACUGGAAUCAUAUGGAUGAUUUUAGCCCUGGAAUAGCCAAUCUCUUCUGAGCUAAAAUGUAGUUGUUAACUUGAAAGAGACCACUACAUGACAUCACAAGAUGGAACGGAGCAUUUUAAGAUUUGGAGAUGUAGACAGACUAAUAAAUCAGGAUUACUCAGACAUGUGUAAAUAAAACACAAUGAAUGUGAAUGAGCACAACUCCAGGCCUGUUUUUGAGGAGGUAACAACAUUCAAGACUUAAAGAGUGAGAGAGGUGAAUAUGACAAAUCUAGUAUUUACCAUAGAUUUUUUUGUAAAUGUUAUAGAAAGGGAAAGGUGUGAAAUAUUUUUUGUCAGCUGUUGCAGUCAAAAUGGUUAAACUUGUGCAUAAUUUUCAUCCCUCUAAUUUUACCGCAAUGAGUUUUUAUAUCUGUACAUAUGUAUUUCUCAAAAGGUGAAUAAACAAUUCUGAUGUUGCCUUUUCA
This is a messenger RNA of Boleophthalmus pectinirostris (great blue-spotted mudskipper), 1796 nucleotides long. It is a transcript of the gene sap30bp, whose product is annotated as SAP30 binding protein. The transcript has 10 exons. Gene Ontology annotation, biological process: regulation of DNA-templated transcription. Gene Ontology annotation, cellular component: nucleus. Bases 38 to 946 code for a protein of 302 amino acids. Lineage: Eukaryota; Metazoa; Chordata; Actinopteri; Gobiiformes; Gobiidae. The record is from RefSeq and is a predicted model, not a curated record.